Racocetra persica is the source of this 138-nucleotide messenger RNA. The record is from the annotation of a GenBank genome assembly. Lineage: Eukaryota; Fungi; Glomeromycota; Glomeromycetes; Diversisporales; Gigasporaceae.
GCUAAGAAAGCAUACAAAAACUCAGAUAUAGAAUAUCUCAAGAUACAAGAUAUUACAAAUAUUAAAGUUAAACUCAUAGGUUCAAUGAAUUCACACCUUGUUGAUAAUUCUAAUAUAAAGGUUGAUAUUAUUGAAACA